AGAUUUUGAUUCUCUCUCCAAGGAUGAUGUCUAUGAGAAUAACCGCUUGGCCUUUGAAUUGGCAGAGCGGGAACUGGGCAUCCCAGCCUUGCUAGAUCCCAAUGACAUGGUCUCCAUGAAAGUCCCUGACUGCCUUAGCAUCAUGACUUACGUGUCUCAGUAUUACAACCAUUUCAACAACCCCAGCCAAGCCAGCGUCCCUCCGCCUAUGAAGCGCCCAGCUGCUGACUCUUCUCCUCCUCUGCUGUCCCACAAGAAGCCCUUGGCUGCAGAGCAGCUCAUAGCUCCCAUCCUGAGCUCCCCACGUUGUGUGUCUCAGGACGAUGCCCCCUCGGACCCGCUGGAGCGGUCCCAGCGCACCACGCUCAGCAGCACCUGCACAGCCUGCCAGCAGCACGUCCAUCUGGUCCAGCGCUACCUGGCUGAGGGCAAGCUCUACCACCGCCAGUGCUUUAGGUGUAAGGAGUGCUCCAGCACGCUGCUCCCGGGGUCAUACAAGCCUGGGUCAGAGGCAGGGACUUUUGUCUGCACACAACAUCGUGGUAAAUUGGCCAUGAGUGGGAAGGCGGAGAGGAGGCCCAGCCCAGACCAACAGUCGCCAGAGCUAAGAACUGAAACUGGGGCUGGCAGCGUGAGUGAGGACGGCUUUCCCAUGGGAACAGAGGUGGGGAAGAGCGAUGGUGACUCCCUGGAGAGCACGGCAGAGACCCAUGUGCCUGCAGAGGGGCUAGCUAGCCCGGCGGCGAAGGACAGCACAGCCAGCAAAGCAGAGACAGUGAUGCUCCCUGCUCAGGUCUCCCAGACUCCGCCCAGACCUCCCCUUCCCAGCAAGCCCACAGCGCUCCCCCAGGACAAAGCCAGCUCACUGGAAGGACGGCUCAGAGACACGCGGCCCACCCCUGCCCCGAGGAGGGCCACCGAUGCCUCAGCCCUCUCCCCUCCUACCUCUCACCCUGUCCCUCGGCCCAGGUCCACUCUGCAGAGCGAGGGCAGCGAGUGUGUGCCUCGCAUGGUGAAUGGGUACCUGAACCCAGCCCUCCUGUCCCAAAACCCCGAGGGAGACCAUGCUCCUCUGAUCGGGCUGUUGUCUCUUAGGAUUUGUAGAGAAUUUGGGACACAUGCAGAGUGCCAAGGAGCUGGAGCUGCUGCAAGAGCCAAGGACCCACCAUGGAUGGCCUUGGUGCAGGCAGAGCCCAAGAAGAAGCCAGCUCCCCCUCCUCCGGGCAGCAGUCAGGAGACUCCGACUAGGACUCCAGAGGAGGAAGAUGGGGAGGAUGUGGGGAAAGCCAGGAGUGAGGAGAGCAGGCCUGAUGCCACAGAGCCCAAACCGUACAACCCCUUUGAGGAGGAUGACGAGGAAGAAGAGGAGAGCGCUGCCACCCAAAAGAGCACACCCGAGCAGGAACAGAGCGAGGCUGCUGCCAGGCCUCUCCACCCCUGGUAUGGCAUCACUCCCACCAGCAGCCCGAAGACAAAGAAGCGGCCAGCUCCACGAGCCCCAAGUGCUUCCCCACUAGCCCACCACCCCAUCUCCAGGCUGUCACACUCUGAACCAUCAUCCUCCACCCCCUCUCCAGCCCUCAGCCUUGAGAGCAUCAACUCUGAGAGUUCAGCCAAGGUGCUGGGUGACACUGACGAGGCCUCGGUGCCCAAAAGUUCCUCCGAGCCCACUGUCCACACGCCGACAGCCACCAAGACCUCUAGCACUGACAUGCCGCUGGCCAGCGUCUCCUCCAGCGAGAGCCCUGCUGUCCCAGCCAGCCUCUCCACCAACUCCUCCUUCUCCUCCUCCAGCGAGCUGGCCAGCUUCAGCGGGGAGGCGCAGCCCAGCACCCUGCAUGGCAGCCGGAGCGUCUCCCCUGGCAGGGCGCCCCCAAAGCCUCCAGCUGGGGCUAGCCCUACACCCAUCCUCUUGGCUUCAGAUGGGGGUGCUGGGAGCCCUAAGACGCCUGCCUCACCCAAGCCACAGUUGAAGUCUUCCUGUAAAGAGAACCCCUUCAACCGAAAGCCAUCACCUGCUGCCUCCCCCUCUGCAAAGAAACCUCCCAAGGGCUCCAAACCAGUGCGUCCUCCUGCACCAGGUCACGGCUUCCCACUGAUCAAACGCAAGGUGCAGACAGAUCAGUACAUCCCUGAGGAAGACAUCUAUGGGCAGAUGGAUGCCAUCGAGCACCAGCUGGACCAGCUGGAGCACCGUGGGGUGGCCUUGGAGGAAAAACUUCGCAGUGCUGAGAAUGACAGCCCCGAGGACAGCCUGCUUGUGGACUGGUUCAAGCUCAUCCAUGAGAAGCACAUGCUAGUGCGCCAUGAAUCAGAGCUCAUCUACAUCUUCAAGCAGCAGAACCUGGAGCAGCGGCAGUCAGAUGUGGAGUACGAACUGCGUUGCCUCCUCAACAAGCCAGAGAAGGACUGGACUGAGGAGGACCGAGGGAGGGAGAAGGUGCUGAUGCAGGAGCUGGUGACCAUCAUUGAGCAGAGGAACGCCAUUGUGAACUGCCUGGAUGAGGACCGCCAGAGAGAAGAGGAGGAAGAUAAAAUGUUGGAAGCCAUGAUUAAAAGGAAAGAAUUUCACAAGGAGGCAGAGACCGAGAGCAAGAAGAAAGGCAAAUUCAAGCCCAUGAAGGUGCUUAAGCUGCUGGGCAACAAGCAUGACUCCAAGAGCAAGUCGCCCAAGGAGAAAAGCUAGAGCAGGGGAACCCCAGCAGCAGGAGGGAUGUGCUGCCCAACUGCCCUGGCCUCCCCGCAGCUAGCUGGGAUUCCUGCCAGGAAGGGGACUUCUCUUCCUCUGCUCCCCUCGCCUCUCCCCAUCCUCCUUCCCCAGGCACUGGAGCUGCUGCCCCGGGGAGAUGCCAGUCCUCUGCCCGGAGUGAGGCACUCUGACCAAAGCACUCCCCUUCCCAAGGCU
Molecule: messenger RNA, 2905 nt
Organism: Nestor notabilis (Kea)
Lineage: Eukaryota; Metazoa; Chordata; Aves; Psittaciformes; Psittacidae
Gene: MICALL1
Product: MICAL-like 1
Molecular function (GO): protein binding
Source: RefSeq, a predicted model, not a curated record